UGCUUCACACCGACAAGUCGCCGCCGUCUCACGCCUUUUCCUCACCGCUUCUGAGAGAAAUGCCGUUUGGAAGCUGAAGCGGUGAGUCGAGCUGCGUUUCUCAGCGUUCAGUCGCUUUACAGCAAAAACUCCUCCGUCUAGACUCAUCUUUUGAAUAGUGGAGGACCUCACGUGCAACGUCACAAUGGAACUGCAUGGAAACAGCAGGCUUCAAGAUGGGUAUCAGUAUCUGACUGGUAAUGAAUAUGACCACAUUCCUGCAGCACAUGGUGAUGGAUCAGGAUCUUUUGGAGUGAAGGUACAGGUGCAGGGUAUACAGGGCCAACCUUAUGUGGUACUAAAUGGACAAAAUAAGUUGUCACAACCUCCUGUCUACCCAGAUGUCUUUUUUAUGGCUCAGUCUAGACCAGAGUAUGUUUCAACCAUGAAUGGCAAAGGUUUAAGCAUCCAAAGGCAUUUAAUGGAUUACAGGUCAAUGAGUCAGUUGCAGAUACCUCCUUCAGAAUUUCAGCUGUCUCCUAACACCCCAUCCUCUCCGUUGCUAAACUGCCAGAGACACCCUGCACUUCUCAGACCCUAUGAUCCCAGAAGCAACAACUUGGACCUACAUAACUCUCCCAUCCAUAUUAAGACUAAGUCUAACCCUGACUUAAAUCAGUUCAGUAUAAACACUUUACCUGGUUAUGCAUCCAAUGUAAUGGUGAAAAGAGCCAAAAUCCCUCUGCCUGGUACAGGAAGAGGACAACCCGAAGAUGACCUAGAUUCUGGACACUCAGCAGAAAGUGUACCUUGCCGCCAAUCUCACAUCAUCUGCAGGCUGUCCGUACCUUACUCUGGUGAGGACAAUGGACAUUCCUCAAGUAGGGUCAGUAGAGUUAGACAUAGAAACCAGGUGGAUCCCCAACAGAGAAAACAAUCACAAAGUGCAGGCGCAUCUUGUUCUGGCCACUCUUCCAGGACAAGUCCGGUAUCUGCAAGAGGGCAAGGGAUGGGAGAAGGGCUGGCUCCACCAACCUCAUCUAUUGGCUGUGUGUCUCAAAGUGACAGUCUUCCAAAGCUGAGGACAGGAGAGAAUAUUUAUGAAGCAGAUAUAAGAACUCUAACUGCAGCAGAGUUUGAAGGACCGAGGAACGAAUGGAUGUCACCAAGAUUAGGAAGAGUUAAUUGUAGAUUUGAUAGAGGAAAUCCAACCAGAUGUCUUCAGCAAAAUGGUGGCCAUUCAAGCCCCAAAAGGGAGGCCCAGGUUACCCCUGAUAUUUUGAAAGGACAGCAGGAGCUUGUGGACCAGCCAUAUGAAGAUGUGACUAAACUAGCACUGUUCAACUACCUCAAAGAAGGGAGUGGUGAGGGAGAUGAGAUCAUCAGGCAGAAGGUAAAUGUACUGUUUGACAAGAUCCAGAUGUUGAAGUCAUGUGCUGUGCAGAAUGUGGAGGAGCUGUCUGACUCCGUGGCGAAGGUGAAAGAGCUCCAGGAGAGAAAAGAGGCACUGGAAAGCCAGGUUACUCAGCUAAAGCAGCAACUGGAGGAUGAAAUUAAGGUAAUAAAGAACAGAGAAAGUCUGUCAGAGGCAAGUGGGAAGACUUCAGAGGAACUGAAAAGACUGCAGGAGAAGUUGAGCAGGAGUGAGCAGGCGCAAGUCUCACUCCGUCAGCAACUCACUGACAUGGAGAAAGAGUUGCAAGUUUCAAUAGAAACAGUACUGCAGAUCAAAAGGGAGCGAGAACGGAGUCGGGCAGAGGCAAAGAAUCUGCAGCAGCAGCUCUCAGACAUGCAUGAUGUACUGGACAACACUAAGAGCACAGAGCUCAAGGAGAGAGACACCAUCCUACAGGAGCUGGCUAAUUUGCGCGUGGAGUUCCAGGAGCUGCAGCAGGUGCACGAGGAACAGGAGGAUGUGCUGUCCUGGAAGGAGAGGGAGCUCAUAGCCAUAAAGGGUGCGCUUCAGGAAGAGAUUUCAACCCAUGCUAAAGAGGUGGAAACACUGAAGGAGCAACACAAGGAGAUGGUUCAGAAGCUACUCAAGGCCAAAGAUGAAGUUAAAGAGAAUGUGGCAGCUUUGGCUCAGAAGAAAAAGGAUGUGGAGACUGAGCAGAAGAAAAGUCACGCCCAGGUUCAAGAGCUCAGCCUGGCUAAAGAGCAGCUCCUUGGCCAGGUCCGUAGUCUGGAAACCCAAAUCACCACCCUCAACAACAUCAUCCAACAGUCAAAAAAUCAGGAGAAACAGCUUCGAGAACACCUGGACAAGCUGAUGGAGGAGAAGCAGAGACUUGAAGAGGAGUUUUCUGAGGUAAGACAGCAAGAAGAGGACAUGUGUGGUGCUAACAGGGCUCUGACUCGACACCUGGAGGACACACAGAGUGAGCUAACGAAGCUGAACCAGGAGCAUCGCCAGUUGAAAGAGAGACUGAAGGAAGAGGAGAGACAGAUGGAGGAGCUCCGAAAGAGCAAAAGGGGCCUGGAGCAGGAGAAGAGGAAGCAGGACAGAAACUUUGAGGCAUUACAGGAAGAGAUAAAGAAAAUGCUGGUGGGUUCAGAGGUAGAGACUCAGAAACUGCAGGAUCAGGUGGAUGAAGUCCGAGAACAGAGCUCAAAGGAGCUCAGUACGCUCCGCAUCCAGCUGCACAACACGCAAACCGAGCUGGAGAAACACUCACGCACCUCACAGGAAUGUCAGAAAGAGUUGUCUAGACUGGAGGCCGAGUUGGCUCAACGUGAGGCAGAGUUGGAGAAGGCGAAGCAAAGGUGUAAACAGCUGGAGAUGAGAGUGCAGGAGCUUCAGGAGUGCAACAAAACUGCACAGGAUGACCGGGACCGACAAGUGAAAAUAAUGGAGGUGCGAGUAGUUCAGCUGCAGGAGGCCCUGACUGAGGAGUGCAGCAAUGGUGACACAAUGGUGCAGAGAAUAGAGAAAGUCAAGGAGCAGGUCGAGCAGGUGAGAGCCGAAUUGCUGCAGGAGCGAGCAGUUAGGCAGGAUCUGGAGUGUGACAAGAUCAGUUUGGAGAGACAGAACAAGGACCUGAAGAGUCGAUUGUCACAUUUAGAAGUGUCUCAGAAGUCGAGUCAGGAAGGACUUGUUACCAAACUAGAGCUGCGAAUUCAGGAGCUGGAGGACAGGCUUCAUGAACAGGCGAGAGACAAUAACACUCUGGAGCAGGCAAACCGUAAGCUGGAAAGGAAGAUGAAGGAGAUAACGAUGCAGGUGAAUGAUGAGCAGCUCUCACUACAGAACCAGAUGGAUCAGUUAACUCUGAGACUGAAGGUACUGAAGAGGCAGCUGGAUGAAUCAGAGGAAGAAAUAGAGAGGCUCGAGAACAGCAAGAAGAAACUUCAAAGGGAACUGGAUGAACAGCAGGAGAUCAACGAGCAGCUUCAUAGCCAAAUCUCAGCCCUGAAAACUGAUCUCAGACGUAAAACGAAACCGGUUCUGAAGAGUUUAAAUGAAGAUGAGGAUGAUGAACAGUGGAAUCUGAGUACAAAGUGAAGACACAAAAGAACUGAAUUAUUACUACUCAAUAAUAUUAGAUAUAAUGCAAUGUUAUUGUUAUUCAUGUUUCUGUUCAUUUUUCAUUUAACAAUUACGUAUGCUUUAUUAUCCCCCGCUGGCCGAAAGGCCCGAAGAGGGAUUAUGUCAUGGCAAUGUCCAUCCGUCCGUUCAUCCGUCCCAGGAAGUGUACUCACCUUCUGAAAUUGACUCCUCUCACAAUUUUUGGAGGAAUUUCACGAAACUUGACAGGAUUCUUUGUUAUAUGUCAGAAAUACGCAUAUUGCAAUUUUGUUCAAUUCAGUUGCAUUUUACCAGAGUUAUGGCCUUAUGGCAUAGAUAUAGUUGCCAGCGGGUGAUAUUGUGCUCUCAGAGCACUCUUGUUUAAAGUAGGAAUGCAUUACACUUAUAACUGCCCCUAACCAGAAUGUUUUCAGAUGAUCUGCUGCCCCCUUCUGGUAAUCUAAAGAUUUUUUGGGGGCUUUUUUUCACCUCUAUUGGAUAGGACAGUGUAGAGACAGGACAGGAAAUGAGUGGGAGAGAGAGACGGGGAGGGAUCGGGAAAUGACCUCAAGUCGGAAUCAAACCCGGGUCCCCGGAUUUAUGGUAUGGCGCCUUAGCCACCUGAGCCACGACGCCCCACCCCCUUCUGGUAAUCUAAAGAGCAUUGCCUCAUCAUAUAAACUUGAUUUGAUUCCAUUUUAGUAAUGAUAUAUAUUUCAUAACAAGUUGUAUCUGUCUGUGCUGGCCCAUGUAGAUAUUUAUGGCCUAAUUGUGAAAAAUAAAUAUGACAAAUGUGUUUAAAUAAAGGCAAUUUUGCACAAAA
Neoarius graeffei (lesser salmon catfish) is the source of this 4307-nucleotide messenger RNA. RefSeq names its product cingulin-like protein 1. NCBI's taxonomy places the organism in Eukaryota, Metazoa, Chordata, Actinopteri, Siluriformes, Ariidae. The record is from RefSeq and is a predicted model, not a curated record. Bases 185 to 3481 code for a protein of 1098 amino acids. The transcript is spliced from 19 exons. Gene Ontology annotation, cellular component: myosin complex.